Cynocephalus volans (Philippine flying lemur) is the source of this 461-nucleotide messenger RNA. Its product is annotated as ATP synthase F(0) complex subunit C2, mitochondrial-like. The record is from RefSeq and is a predicted model, not a curated record. Gene Ontology annotation, molecular function: proton transmembrane transporter activity. Gene Ontology annotation, biological process: proton motive force-driven ATP synthesis. Lineage: Eukaryota; Metazoa; Chordata; Mammalia; Dermoptera; Cynocephalidae.
GUCUGUCUGCUCUGCACUGGAAGCAGCUCUCCUGCCACGGCCCCUCCCCCCUGAAAAUGUACGCUUGUUCCAAGUUCACCUCCACCCCCUCCUUGGUCACAAGCACCUCUCAGCUACUAAGCCAACUGCUAUCUGCAGUGGUACUGAAACGACCAGAGACACUGACAGAUGAAAGCCUCAGCAGCUUGGCAGUCUUGUGUCCCCUAACCUUACCUGUGCCUAGCCACAACUUCCAAACCAGUGCCAUUUCAAGGGACACUGACACAGCAGCCAAGUUCAUUGGAGCUGGAGUGGCUAGGAGAGAGGCUGGGAGAGGGGCUGUGUUUGGAAGCCCCAUCAUUGGUUAGAACCCUUCUGUGAAGCAAUAGCUCUUCUCCUACACCAUUCUGGGUUUUGCCCACUCGGAGGCCACAGGACUCUUUUGCCUGAUGGUGGCCUUUCUCAUCCUCUUUGCCAUGUGA